CUAUGUCGGUAUGCUUUUGUUUUGCAGAUCGGCGGGAGAUUUGAGCACGCAUAGCAUGCAUAGCCUUUCGCCAAAGACUCGACAGUCGACAGUGUUUGAAAAUGUUGAAAUCAUACAAACUACUGUAGUUGAUUGAUUGUUAUCAUGUUCACAAUUAAAUUUUCAGGGAACAUGUUUGCGAUCGUUGGCCUGUAUUGGCUGUAGCGAUCGUUGGCGGUGAUGCGAACACGCUUGUAUGAAUUUUCGGACAUGUCGAGAGGAAAGUGAUCGCCAGCGGUGGCGACGUUGGCAGGAGAGCUUGAGAUCAGGACAGGAGAGUGCUGCUAUCAGGACAGAGUACGACUAGUAGUAACCACCAUGGACGACGAGGGAGCGAGUAUAGCAACAAGCAACGAUGAGAGGAUGGAUGAGCUGCUUUCCGCUAGCCAGAGCCUGGGCCAGGGGCUGCAGCGUAUCAACCCAGACACACUUAGCAAAGCAGAGCUGAAAGUUCAACUGGCAGAAUGCAUGGCAGAUAAAGAAUUUGUGUGGACGCUGUGGAGGGAGCUGCAAUCCUCAGCACCGGAUAAGACAAAACUGGCUGGACUGAUUGUCACUCGAGAGAAAGAAAAGGCCAACCAACGACUCCAAAAGAUGAUGGAAGAAGUCGGCCGCCACCGAGAAGAAAGUGCUGACAUGGUCCAGUCACUUGCUGUUCUCAACCAAGAGGUGGAGGCAGCACAUGCUAGAGAGGCCGAUCUGAAACGAAAGCUGACAAUGGCCCAUGGACAACUGACCAGCAGGAGCACCCAAUCAGCCAAUUCCUCUGACAUCAGUGCCGAAAAGUUGAAACCACAGCUUGCCGAUGCCAAAGAGCACAUCAAGAUGUUGACAUCACAGUUGGCACAUGCAACGGCGCACUCUGAACUCCUGGCUAUGCAGCUCAAUGAACAUUCAAAGUCGGGAAUGCGCCAGGCUGAUGAGAUUGUGCAACACCAGCUCAGCAUGCAGAAGAUGCAGACAGAGAUCAAGAUGCAAAAGGAAUCGCACAAAGCAUUGGAGAGCCACUCUGAGCGUGUUUUGAGCGAAGCUGUAGCCAAACUGGAGGCUUUCGAAGCGGACUCCACUGUCAUGAGGGCAAGCUUGCAAAGUGUCUCCCAGGAACGGGACGAUCUGCGCGAGAAGCUUGCCAAGUUGGAUUCCGAAAGCCGGGAGUUGAAGAGCGUGCUCCGUGCGUCGGCCAGCUCACACGGCAAGGAGAGGGAGCGGUUGAAGCAGGCUCUAGAAGAGCAGCAGCAGCGCAGUCUACACGAUCAGAAGCGACGUCGGCGACUUCGUGACCAGCUGGUGAAGAUGCAAGACCAGCUAGCGAAGAUUCAACAACAGCAGCAGCAGCAGCAACAACAGCAGCAGCAGCAACAACAGCAGCAACAGCAGCAGCAGCAACAACAGCAGCAGCAACAGCAGCAACAUCAGCAGCAGCAGCAACAUCAGCAGCAGCAACAGCAACAACAACAGCAGCAACAGCAACAACAACAGCAGCAACAUCAGCAACAGCAACAACAACAGCAGCAACAUCAGCAGCAACAGCAGCAACCACAGCAGCAACAGCAACAACCACAGCAGCAGCAACAGCAGCAACGACAGCAGCAGCAACAGCAGCAACGACAGCAGCAGCAACAGCAGCAACGACAGCAGCAGCAACAGCAGCAACGACAGCAGCAGCAACAGCAGCAACAACCACAGCAGCAACAGCAGCAACAACCACAGCAACAACAGCAGCAGCAGCAACAGCAACAGCAACAACCACAGCAGCAGCAGCAGCAGCAACCACAGCAGCAGCAACAGCAACAACCACAGCAGCAGCAACAACCACAGCAGCAGCAGCAACAGCAGCAACCACAGCAGCAGCAACAGAGCGCAAUUACGGAUGCUCAGGUCACUGUACUAACUGCUGAGGUAUCCCGCGGCAACCCAAUGGCUCAUCAUCUGCAACAGGAACCCAAGGCCAAGGCGGGUAGAGAUUCUCCUCUAGAGCCCCGGUCACGUGCUGAACACGAUGAAAACCUAGCUGUGUUGGAGUUGUUGCAGCAGACAGUCAAUGGUGCUCGCCCUGCCUCCACCUUAGUCAGCAAACAGGACACAGGAAUACAGACUGAUGCCACUGUCGACACCGCCGAUGAGAAAACAGAGGGCUCUGAUAAUGUGGGGAAGAAUGGAUCCAAUUAUCAUCAGCUGCAAGAAGAACUUGCUACGAUGCGACUUGUCCAUGAUCGUCGACUCAAGCGUCUUGAGCAUCUUAUGGAAGACAACCGCUUACUGGAAGAGCAGCUAAAGACAUACGAAAUCAGUGAUGGUCGUGCAAAGGAAACCGCUCUGAAUUCUGAUCCUAUUGUAAGAGCACUGACCGCGAGGCAGGCGGAAAAUACUUCAUCUGACCCAAGGAGCCUGCAACAGGAAGACUCGCAUCGCGGUGCACCGUGGAAUGAGUUGACAAUGGCCAGGAGAUCGUGUGCGGACAUGCAACGGAAACUGGUGUUGGCUGAGGAGGAGCGGGAUCAGCUACUGGUGAAGAAUGCCCAGCUUGUUGUUCAGAAUGAAGACCUGGCUAACAAACACUGUCCCACUGGACAAGCUAUUGAAACAGGACGGAGCACAGUGUCCGGAACUCAAGUUAACAGAGCUCUGUCGACAAAAUCACCUGCUGAGAGGGUAGGUGAAGUCGUCCCACAGCGGCAACGGGAAGCAAGUAAACAGACUGAGAGUACGGGAAAGGUAGACAUUGCUACCUGCACAGCUCUGAGUGGAACCAAGGCAGCAGACUACCAAGUAGCAAUGGAACGCUUGCCAGGGUUGCUACAGCAGGUCGAGGAGCAAGCAAAACGGAUAGACACUCUGCACAGAGAACUGAGGGAGAAGGAAUCAGAAUGUGCUGCUAUUCACGCCACCGCAAGUGAGCUGAAAGGACAGGUGUUCAUCAAGGACAGGAUUAUUCGCCUACAGGAGAGUCAUCAACGUUCACCGUCCCCAUCCAAGUCUUCCACCAAGAGCCAGUCCUCAUCUGAGCAUUCUGGGCGUAGUGCCUCUGCAUCACAGCCUGACAGAAAGGCCAGAGCAGCAAGCAGUCACAGGGGGCAAAGCAUGGGAAGCUCAACGGACCACCAUGCACACCACACAGCAGUCAGAACGCAUCCUACAUGCCAUGCAUGCAACGAACACUGCGUCCUGCCUGCAGCAACUAACCCCUCUAGGCGGCGAAGGCGGGCCAAGUCCCUACCGCCCUGCAUAAGUCCAGGCACCGGUUUAUCCGAUCCCGGUUAUGGCAGUGCGUAUUCUCCGCGCGUCACAGGACUCAACUAUUGUGGAAACGCUUGCAGGCAUUUACAUGUGUGUUGCCAAGGGCACAGCCACAGUGCACUAAGACAUUCAAAGAGCUGUGAGCAUCUGUCUGAGACGACAAUCCCACCACACCCCUCAUCAAAUAGCAGAUCUGUAUUAGCAUUCGGAAGUCGAUUUGAACCGACAACUAGUCCCAAUCGGCCCAGACGCGAUGUACCACAGAAGCGUAGUCGAAGCCAAUCACAAUCUGCGGCGCAUGACCGUGUACGGUCAACAUGGAGGAUGGCAGCACUGAAACGUGAGAUAUCAACACUACAUUCUACAUGCCGUGCACUGCGCGAUGAGAAGGCUGUAUUGACACAGAAGACUGAUGAACUGCAGCGUCAGCUGCUAUCCUACCAAGCCAAGUUGGCCACAUCACAGGCCACCACCAAGCUACUGCAGGACAAGUGUGCCGAGGCAGACCAAUCAGACAGUGCUGGGGUUGCAGUACCAACAGCCACACCAGCCAGGCCAGAGCGUGGCAAGAAGGAUGUGUUGAAGGCCAGCGAUGAACAAGACCCAAGCCGCUUGACAGCUGCAUUGCUGCAACUUAAACUGAAGACAGAGAAGGAGCGAAAUCUAACGCAAGAUGUCAGUCGCCAAUUGGCGAUGAUUCGACGCCUGCGAGUGGAGACGGAGACCCAGACGCACGAGCUGGAUCAAGUGCGCAGCCGCAACGUGACCCUGGAGAGAGACCUGCGCCAGAAACAGUUACUGCUGAAGUCGCUGAGGAGCGGCCAGUCUGAGGCGCACCGUACUGCGAAUGCUGUGACUGUAGAACUGCGGUCUGCUCAGGAGCACAUCAAAUCUAAACAGGAAGAAGUGUACCUGCUAAAGAACAAGGUGUCAGUUCUGCAGCGGCAGCUUGCAGCCGAAUGUCAAGAGAAGGAGCAGAGCAUGUCGUCUCUCCAGGUCACUGUAACAAGGCUCAAAGAUGCGCAAUCUGAACAGCAGCGUCUCAAGCAGAGGAGCCGUGAAACCCAGAAACUGGCUAGAGACAGUGAAGCUGCCCGGGUCUCUCUGAGUGCACAAUCCCAAGAAGCCAAGGAUGCAUAUCAGAAGUCACUAAGUACAAUGGAACAGAGUGUGAAGUCCUCGCAUGAACAGCUAGAGCAGUAUAAGAAACUUGUUGAGCUGGCAUUGAAAGAUACCACUGCUGCAAAUCACUCUGCAGAGUCCUGGGCGACACCAGCUGCAAAUCACUCUGCAGAGUCCUGGGCGACACCAGCAGCAUGUAAUCCACCAACAAAGCCAAGGAUUUCAGAUAAGUGCAAUACACUUCCAGCAGAAACAGCCGUGAGAAGUGAAGUGUCUGCGACAAGUCCGGCCGAAAGAAGAAGUCCAAUGGCGACAGGUCUGGCUGUGUCCGACGAGGCCAAAACUCGGUCCACUGCCUGGGUGAAGGCCUGUCAGCUUUCCUGCUCUAUACUCGAGCUUUCGGCCUCCGAGCUGAGUGACUUGUUGCGUGACCAAGACACGUGAUACAACAGGUGACUCUAACCACUCAUGCCAUUGGUUUCUCGCCGAUGGGCUGUCUGAACCAGGUCCUUGGCUCUGGCACUCCGGCUGAGCAAAAAUGUACAUAGGCACUUGCGUGACGCCGUAUGCUGCGAUGACCCCGGUUAGAAGUUAGUGAAUUUCAUGCAUGGGGCAUUUGCAUUGGGUGUCUGACUCUUGGGUCCUUUGCAGUAGGCAUUUGGCUCUUGCUACACUUAUUGCAAUCGUGUUCAACUCAAUUUUGUUACGUCCGGUACUGCAAUGCUUGAACAGAUUAUCUGACAUUCUACAAGGCUACCGUUUACCAAGUUUUCUGGUGUUCAUUGUGAAGUUCAUUUCUUUCCCGGUAUCCAAUCAUGCAGUUGUAACACUUUGGAAUGUACACGUGCUAUCCGAUCAUGCAGUUGUAUCACUUUGCAAUGUACACAUGCUAAGCUGGUGGUAGUUCAGUCGCGUAAUGCGAAAUUGUAGAGUUGCAGUACAUCUUGCUGCAUACCGUUCA
Sycon ciliatum is the source of this 5359-nucleotide messenger RNA. Its product is annotated as trichohyalin-like. The record is from RefSeq and is a predicted model, not a curated record. Gene Ontology annotation, cellular component: nucleus. The transcript has 23 exons. The coding region runs from base 358 to 4842 and encodes 1494 amino acids. Lineage: Eukaryota; Metazoa; Porifera; Calcarea; Leucosolenida; Sycettidae.